This is a messenger RNA of Aspergillus saccharolyticus JOP 1030-1, 524 nucleotides long. RefSeq lists its product as uncharacterized. The record is from RefSeq and is a predicted model, not a curated record. The coding region runs from base 100 to 438 and encodes 112 amino acids. The transcript has a single exon. Lineage: Eukaryota; Fungi; Ascomycota; Eurotiomycetes; Eurotiales; Aspergillaceae.
GUCAGGCGGGCGGUGAACGCCUUUGCGAUGCCGGGACAGCCGUGCUGAUCCCGCCUAUGAGAGGUGGCAGUGCCCCCCGUUGCAUCGCCUAUUCAUUUGAUGAUGAAGAAGAAGAAGACGGGAGCCUCGCCCAGCCUGAGAUCUGACUUUCCCCUCCCUGCAUUCCUCCGCCUCCUGUCAUUCCCUCUUCCUCAAUUCCUCCUCCAUUUUCCGCUUCUUAUCGCGUUUUUUCACGAGUUUCGUGUUCUCGCCCCCGCCAGCAUCGUGCUCGACCUAUUCUUUCCCUCUUAUCACCACCAGGUCGAGAUUCCAUCUACUUCCGGUCGGUCGCAUCCCACUCCAAUUGUCCGUCCCACCCGCGAAGCUUGCCGACCUCCGCUUUCUAAACCCACUCCAUUUCACUCAUUCGUGCAUUUCAAGAACCCGACUAACAUGUGAGGAUUGACUAGGUCGCUCCCAGUCGGAUUUGUCGACUCCACCGUCCAGCUCUACUGACCUCUCCCUCGAAGGCCUGCGUUGGCCGC